CACAUCCUCAAAGAUCUUCAAAACAGAGCCACCCAGCACAAUGUCUCGGUUCCUGGACAUGGCGGAGUUUGGAGAAGCGGCUCGCUACCUCCGCCUCACCAACUUGGAACAGCUGGCUGCCAAGGCCCAUGCUUUUGACGGCACGAAGCGCAUUUGGAUGCCCGAUGAAACUGAAGCAUACACUGAAGUGGAGAUCAGAGAGCUGAGUGGAAACAAGACUACUGUGGAGACCAAAGACGGACGGUUUCUAAUAGUAAACGAAGACGACCUCCAGCCAAUGAACCCUUCUAAGUUCGACAUGAUAGAGGACAUGGCCAUGUUGACACACCUGAACGAAGCAUCUGUCCUCUUCAACCUGAGGAGGAGAUACAGCAUGUGGAUGAUCUAUACCUACUCUGGUCUGUUCUGUGUCACAGUCAAUCCAUACAAAUGGCUGCCGGUCUACACUCCUCAGGUGGUGACAGCCUACAAAGGGAGGCGCCGUGCAGAAAUGCCGCCCCACAUCUACGCCAUCGCUGACAAUGCUUACACUGACCUGCUGCAGAAUCGUGAGAACCAGUCAAUGCUCAUCACAGGUGAGUCAGGUGCCGGGAAAACGGUCAACACUAAGAGGGUGAUACAGUACUUUGCCACCAUCGCUGCUCUAGGAGAAAAUGUGAAAAAAAGAGGAUCUUUAGAGGAUCAGAUUAUUGAAGCUAAUCCAGCUAUGGAAGCAUUUGGGAAUGCCAAAACCAUCCGCAAUGACAACUCCUCCCGCUUUGGAAAGUUCAUCAGAAUUCACUUUGGCCCAACAGGGAAGCUGGCGUCUGCUGACAUCGACAUCUACCUUUUAGAAAAGUCAAGAGUUGUUUUCCAGCAACCAGGAGAGAGAAGCUACCACAUCUAUUACCAGAUUCUGUCCAAUCAUAAGCCAGAAUUACAAGACAUGCUGCUGGUGACCACCAACCCCUACGACUACCACUUCUGCUCUCAGGGUGUGACCACGGUGGAGGGCAUGAGUGACGGAGAGGAACUGAGGCUCACCGACCAUGCCAUGGACACGCUGGGCUUCACUCCAGAGGAGAAGUAUGGCUGCUACAAAAUUGUUGGAGCCAUCAUGCACUUCGGUAACAUGAAGUUCAAGAAGAAACAGAGAGAAGAGCAGGCCGAAGCGGACGGCACAGAGAGUGCAGAUAAGGCAGCUUACCUGAUGGGCAUCAGCUCUGCUGACCUGCUGAAAGGCCUGUUGAAUCCUCGAGUGAAAGUGGGAAAUGAGUUUAUUGUUAAAGGACAGACUGUAGAACAGGUGAACUAUGCAGUGGCCGCCCUGGCCAAAUCCACCUAUGACCGCAUGUUUAAGUGGCUGGUGAGUCGUAUCAACUCGUCCUUGUACACUUCUUUGCCUCGUCAGUACUUCAUCGGUGUCCUGGACAUUGCCGGCUUUGAGAUCUUUGAGUUCAAUAACUUUGAGCAACUGUGCAUCAACUACACCAAUGAGAAGCUGCAGCAGUUCUUUAACCACCACAUGUUCAUCCUGGAGCAGGAAGAGUACAAGGCUGAAGGCAUCGAGUGGACCUUCAUAGACUUUGGUUUGGACUUACAGGCCUGCAUAGACCUCAUAGAGAAACCAAUGGGUAUUCUAUCCAUCAUGGAGGAGGAAUGUAUGUUCCCCAAGGCCACAGACCACAGCUUUAAAACCAAACUUUACGACAACCAUCUUGGGAAGUCACCCAACUUCCAGCGGCCGCGUCUAGACAAGAAGCGCAAAUAUGAGACGCACUUUGAGUUGGUUCACUAUGCUGGAGUGGAAAAUCUUAAUAAGCUGAUGGCUAACCUUCGCAGCACUCAACCUCACUUUGUGCGCUGCAUAAUCCCCAAUGAGAGCAAGAUACCAGGUGUGAUGGAUCCCUUCCUGGUCCUCCAUCAGCUCAGGUGUAACGGGGUCCUCGAGGGGAUCAGGAUUUGCAGGAAGGGCUUUCCAAACCGCAUCCUGUACGCUGAUUUCAGACAGCGUUAUCGCAUCUUGAACCCUUUUGUGGUUCCAGAGGACUCAUUUGUGGACAACAGGAAGGCUGUGGAGAAACUGCUGGGCUCUCUAUACAUAGACCACAGCCAGUACAAGUUUGGACACACAAAGGUGUUCUUUAAGGCAAGUCUGUUGGGUCAGUUGGAGGACAUCAGGGACAACCGUCUGUCUGAGAUCCUCACCACCGUUCAGGCCAUAUGCAGAGGGAAGCUCAUGAGGAUGGAGCGACAGAAACUGAUGCUGCAAAGGGACGCAGCGAUGGUGAUCCAGUUUGCCGUCAGGGCAUUCUUCUCAGUGAGGACUUGGCCGUGGAUGAUAUUAUUCUUUAAGCUCCGCCCGCUGCUCAGGAGUGCCCAGGUAGAGAAGGAACUGGCCGCUCUGAACGAAGAGUUCAAGAAACUAAAAGAGGCCUACGACAGGUCGGAGGCGAAGCGGAAAGAGGCGGAGGAGCGGCAGGUGGCUUUGGUUCAGGAGAAAAAUGACCUGGCUCUUCAGCUUCAAGCAGAGCAGGACAACCUGAUGGAUGCUGAGGACCGCUGCAACCAGCUGAUUCAGUCUAAAAUCUCUCUGGAGUCAAAGCUGAAGGAGAUGCAGGAGCGCCUGGAGGAUGAGGAGGAGUUGACCGCCACGCUGACGUCCAAGAAGCGUCAGCUGGAGGACGAGGUGUUAUCGCUGAAGAGAGACGUGGAUGACCUGGAGAUGACCCUGGCUAAAGUGGAGAAAGAGAGACAUGGGGCUGAGAACAAGGUGAAGAACCUAUCACAGGAGAUGGCUGUUCUAGAUGAAUCCAUAGCAUCUCUGAGCAGAGAGAAGGCUGCCCUGCAGGAAGCUCACCAGCAGGCAUUGAAUGACCUCCAGGCGCAAGAGGACAAAGUCAACAUGCUGGCCAAGGCCAAAGCUCGACUGGAGCAGCAAGUGGACAGUUCAAAACUGGAGGAUGAGCAGAGUCUGGCUGCUCAGCUUCAUAAGAAGAUCAAAGAGCAUCAGACUCGUAUCGAGGAGCUGGAGGAGGCCCUGGAGGCGGAGCGGGCAUGGCGUUCCAAGGCGGAACGUCAGAGGAACGACAUUGCCAGAGAACUGGAGGAGCUGGGAGAGAAGCUGGAGGAGGCAGGAGGAGCCUCAGCGGCUCAGAUCGCCCUCAACAGGAAGCGAGAGGCAGAUUUCCUGAAGUUGCGGCGGGAGCUGGAGGAGGCGGGGCUUCACCACGAAGCAACAGCAGCCACCCUGAGGAAGAAGCACUCGGACAUGGUGACGGAGCUCAGCGAGCAGAUAGAUGCUCUGCAGAGAGUCAAACAGAAGCUGGAGAAGGAGAAGGCGGAGUUCCGGCUGGAGGCUGAUGACCUGGCUGCCAGCGUGGAGCAGCUCUCCAAGUCAAAGGAGAUUGUGGAUCUGACAGAUCAGAUCAGUCAGGAAGGGAAGACGAUCCAUGAGCUGGAGAGGAUGAAGAAGAUCCUCGAUGUGGAGAAGAGCAACAUUAGAGCUGCCUUGGAGGAAGCAGAGGGAACCUUGGAACAUGAGGAAAGCAAGAUCUUGAAAUAUCAGAUGGAGCUGGAGCAGAUAAGGACAGAGAUGGACCGAAAGAUUGCAGAGAAAGAGGAGGAGAUCGACAGCCUCAGGGGGAGCCAGCAGCGUUCCCUGGAGACUAUGCAGGCCAAUUUGGAGGCAGAAAUUCGUCAUCGUAGCGAGGCGGUUCGUCUGAGGAAGAAGAUGGAGUCUGACCUGAACGAGAUGGAGAUUCAGCUGGGAAACGCCAACAGGCAACAAGCAGAGAGCCAGAGGAUCAUGAGACACCUGCAGAUACAGGUUAAAGAGCAGCAGGUGGAGCUGCAAGAAAAAGUCCAGCUGACCAAUCAGCUCAGAGAGCAAAUCGCCCUCCUGGAGCGGCGGUGUUCGCUGAUGUCAGCGGAGGAGGAGGAGCUGCGGGGGGUCCUGGAACAGACUGACCGCACCCGCAAGAUGGCCGAGCACGAGCUGGUGGAGGUGUCAGAGAGGGUUAACCUGCUCGCUGCAAAGAACACGGGCCUCAUGAACAUGAAGAAGAAGCUGGAGGCUGAUCUGUCGGUGCUGACCGGAGAGGUGGACGAGGCGAUGCAGGAGAGUCACAAUGCUGAGGAGAAGGCCAAGAAGGCCAUCAGUGAUGCGGCCAUGAUGGCGGAGGAGCUGAAGAAGGAGCAGGACAGCAGCACUAUGCUGGAGAGAAUGAAGAAGAAUAUGGAGUCUACUGUAAAAGAACUGCAGGUGAAACUGGAUGAAACGGAGCAGAUGGCUCUGAAGGGAGGAAAGAAACAACUCCACAAACUGGAGACAACAGUGAGGACGCUGCAGACGGAGCUGACUGUGGAGCAGAAGAAGAGCGAGGAGUAUCAGAAGGGGGUUCGACGCUACGAGAGGAAAGUGAAGGAGCUGACGUACCAGUCGGAAGAGGACAAAAAGACUUUGCUCAGGAUGCAGGAGCUGAUAGAAAGGCUGCAGGCCAAAGUGAAGAGCUACAAGAGACAAGCUGAGAACGCUGAGGAGCAGGUGAGCUGCAGUACCAUACGUUUCCGCAAAGUCCAACACGACCUGGACGAAGCCGAGGAGAGAGCAGAUAUCGCUGAGACGACCGUCAACAAGCUGAGGAUUCGAACUCGCGAACAGACCAGCAAGGUCGCCAUGAUCACUGAAUGAAGCUCUGCAGCAUCUCCAUCACCGAUUAACUGUGUUGUUUGUUACCUGCUGUGUGUUUUUAUCCAGUGUGUUUGUACAUCUGCAUCUACUGUACGACAAUACGUUUUUUCAAUGAAAAGUAAUAUAACCUGGUUUGAAAGGGAAGCGUUGAGGGCGGCGAGAACAUACGAGCGAUCAGCUGUGUGUAAGCCCAGAG
Messenger RNA from Neolamprologus brichardi, 4868 nucleotides. NCBI's taxonomy places the organism in Eukaryota, Metazoa, Chordata, Actinopteri, Cichliformes, Cichlidae. The record is from RefSeq and is a predicted model, not a curated record.